This is a messenger RNA of Brienomyrus brachyistius, 1281 nucleotides long. Its product is annotated as G-protein coupled bile acid receptor 1-like. Gene Ontology annotation, molecular function: G protein-coupled bile acid receptor activity. Gene Ontology annotation, cellular component: membrane. The coding region runs from base 223 to 1281 and encodes 352 amino acids. Gene Ontology annotation, biological process: G protein-coupled receptor signaling pathway. The transcript has 2 exons. Lineage: Eukaryota; Metazoa; Chordata; Actinopteri; Osteoglossiformes; Mormyridae. The record is from RefSeq and is a predicted model, not a curated record.
UCCGCUGCAUGGAAAGAUGUUUGAUGGCCGUGGUACGGCUGGGACACAGGAGAUAGCGGACCUACAAGGAACAGUGCGGGUCGGAGGACCAGUCACGGGAGCCAGUCGUUGACCGGCAAAAGAGCAGCAAGACACGCGAGUUUCUAAGGCAGCUCUCCCUUAUCUGACCCACCCACCCUGGCAGGUGGGUUUCGGCCCUGACACCCGCCCCACCCCCCAGUCAUGGGAUCCGGUGCCUCGGUUCUGGAUGAGGGCCAUCUCAUCUACAGCAUGACAGUGCCCCUGUCCACUGUUAUCAUCCUGGCCAACCUGCUCAUCCUGCUAGGAAUCGUAUGUAACCGGCAGCUGCACAACACCCCCAACUACUUCUUCCUGAGCUUGCUGGUGGCUGACCUGUGCACGGGUGUGGCUCUGCCCUUCAUCCCCUGGAUGGGCCUCAACCGUGACCUGGGCUUUGAUGCCUGCCUGCUAGUGCACAUCUUCCCCAACUUUCUCUUCCUGUCCUUCCUGUCCAAUCUGGUGAUGGUGCAUUAUGAGCGCUAUGUCUGCAUUGUCAGCCCGCUGCAUUACAGCCACUUCUGGGCACACCGUUGCUUCCUGCUAGCGCUUCUGGUCGUGUGGGUGCCGCCGCUGCUCUAUGCCUCGCUGCCUGCCUUCGGCUGGAACAACCGGCGUAAUGGUGGGGGUGGGGGCGGCAUGGGGAAUGCCAGUGUGGCUUUCAAUGACACACCGGCCCACUGGAACGUCUCAGUGGAGGAGGAGGCGGUGUACUCGGCAGAGGAGAGCUGCUCCUAUCGUGUCAUCUUCCCCACAGACUUCAUUUACCUGGAGGUGUAUGGCCUGCUUGUGCCGGCCAUCAUCUCUGUGGCAGCUAUGACAGCGCGUGUGUUGAUCAUUGCACGCCGGCAGCUGCGCAGUAUCUGUAAGCUGCACCGCGCAGCCGGCCAGGCCGCUGCCUCUGAGGCACAGCAGCGGCUGAACUUGCGCUAUGCUCGCUGCGUCACUGCCGUCUCCCUGACCUUCUUGGUGUGCUGGGUGCCCUAUAUCGUGUAUCUGCAUGUGUCCGUGGCCUUGCUGCGCCGGGACGGGGGCCCGCCCGUGGGGCCCACCAUCCAUACCGUGUUGUCCUGCACUGGCAUUGGCAGCAUGGCUAUCAUCCCCGUGGUUCUGGGCUUGGGGAACCGGCAGUACACUGACCCGGCACGUGAGCUCAUCCGCAGGAUGCGGGAGCGCUGGGUGGGGGGGUGCUGUAGCGGGGGUGAGCGGACAGGACGGGGCUGA